Synchytrium microbalum is the source of this 3231-nucleotide messenger RNA. RefSeq lists its product as uncharacterized. Gene Ontology annotation, cellular component: nucleus; cytoplasm. The record is from RefSeq and is a predicted model, not a curated record. Lineage: Eukaryota; Fungi; Chytridiomycota; Chytridiomycetes; Synchytriales; Synchytriaceae. The coding region runs from base 1 to 3231 and encodes 1076 amino acids. The transcript is spliced from 19 exons. Gene Ontology annotation, molecular function: small GTPase binding; nuclear export signal receptor activity. Gene Ontology annotation, biological process: ribosomal small subunit export from nucleus; ribosomal large subunit export from nucleus; protein export from nucleus.
AUGAACGCCCCAUUCGAAUCGGUACUGGACUUCAACGCUGAAUUAGAUGUGCCUUUACUGGACAAGGUUGUUCAAACAUUCUAUACAAAGACAGGACCUGAUCAACUACGAGCUCAAAAGAUCAUUGCUGAAUUCCAAGAACAUCCUGAUGCUUGGAAACGGGUAGAUGGCAUCCUGGAAAGAUCCUCCUACACUCAAACAAAGUAUAUCGCAUUACAAAUAUUGGAAACACUGAUCAAGACCAUGUGGAAAGCACUACCUGUAGAACAGCAACAAGGCAUAAAGAACUAUAUCGUAUCAGUCAUCAUCAAGACAUCAUCAGAUGAAGUGUCGAUUGAAAAGGAAAGGACAUAUCUCGGAAAGCUCAAUAUUAUACUAAAACACGAAUGGCCACACAACUGGCCUACAUUCAUACCCGAAAUCAUAAACUCUAGCAAAACAAACCUAUCAUUAUGCGAGAACAAUAUGGCCAUUCUCAAGCUGUUGAGUGAAGAGAUCUUUGACUUUUCAGCUGAACAAAUGACACAGAAAAAGACAAAGGAUCUCAAACAACAAAUGUGUGGAGAGUUCUCUGAAGUCUUUCAAUUGUGUCAUGAGAUAUUAGAAAAGGCUCAAAAGCCAAGUUUGAUUCGAGCUACAUUGGAAACCUUGUUACGUUUCUUGAACUGGAUACCUUUGGGUUAUAUAUUUGAGACCAACCUUAUUGAUAUUCUACGAAACCGAUUCCUCGAGGUACCAGUGUUUAGAAACGUAACCUUGAAAUGUUUGACUGAAAUUGGUGGAUUGCAAGUUGGGCCAGAGUACAAUCCCAAGUUUGUCAUUUUAUACAAUAUGGUUAUGGAUGCUAUCGUAAAGAUGAUUCCUCUCAGUACUGAUCUGGUGCGAGUCUAUGAAAACAGCUCAGACGAUGAUCAACAAUUUAUACAAAAUCUGGCUCUAUUCUUAUGCAAUUUCCUCAGUGUUCAUCUUCGGAUUGUGGAACAAACAGGCAAUCGCGAAGCACUACUCACUGGCCAUGCCUAUCUAUUGAUGAUUUCCCUGGUACGAGAUCGAGAAAUCUUCAAGAUUUGUUUAGAAUACUGGACGAAAUUGGUAUCCGAACUGUAUGAAGAAGUCCAAGCAUUACCCAAUGGAGCAGGAAUGACAGAUUUCGGUGCCCAAAUGCCUUUUGGCAAUCCUGGUGCAUUGGCAGGAAUGACUGGUGCACCAGGACUCUCAACUCGCAAGGGUAUCUACACAGAAGUCUUAUCGAGGCUUCGUGUCGUUAUGAUUGAGAGAAUGGUCAAGCCUGAAGAGGUUUUGGUUGUUGAAAACGAUGAAGGAGAAAUCGUCAGAGAAGUCGUCAAAGAGAGUGAUACAGUCACUUUAUACAAGAGUAUGAGAGAGGUGUUGGUAUACUUGACCCAUUUGGAUGUUGAUGAUACUGAGCAAAUCAUGUCAGAGAAGCUGAGUAAACAGAUGGAUGGCACUGAAUGGUCAUGGGACAAUCUCAACAAAUUAUGUUGGGCUAUUGGAUCUAUUUCCGGAGCCAUGUCUGAAGAGACCGAGAAACGUUUCCUUGUCACCGUCAUCAAAGAUUUGCUCGGUUUAUGUGAAAUGAAACGUGGCAAAGACAACAAGGCUGUGGUCGCUUCCAACAUUAUGUACAUUGUUGGUCAAUACCCAAGGUUUUUGAAGGCACAUUGGAAGUUCUUGAAGACUGUUGUCAACAAGAACUUUGAAUUCAUGCAUGAAUUACACGAGGGUGUUCAAGAUAUGGCUUGCGAUACCUUCAUCAAGAUCUCUCAAAAGUGUAAACGACACUUUGUCAUGCAACAACCUAACGAACCACAGCCAUAUAUUGAAGAGAUUCUCGCUACUAUUGAUCAAAUCACGUCAGAUCUUUCACCUCAGCAGGUCCACACAUUCUAUGAAGCUGUUGGAUAUUUGAUUUCAGCACAACCAAACAAGCAAAUCCAAGAACGAUUGAUUAUCAAGUUCAUGGAGUUACCCAAUGCAGCGUGGGACAAUGUGUUGAGCCUUGCCAACCAAAACAUUGACGCUUUGAACAAUCCUGAAAACAUAAAAAUCUUGGGCAACAUUCUGAAGACGAAUGUAUCUGCUUGUCUCUCUGUAGGCUCGCCCUUCAUCAUUCAGAUUGCCAGGAUAUAUAAUGAAAUGCUCAACUUGUACAAGAUUGUGUCUCAGCUGAUAUCACAAAGUGUUGCUACACAAGGACUAAUCGCUACCAAGACACCACGAGUUAGAGGUCUACGAACCAUAAAGAAGGAGAUCUUAAAAUUGAUUGAAACCUAUGUCAACAAAGCUGAUGACACCAAGGCUGUUGCUGUCAACCUCAUUCCAGGCUUGUUGGAAACUGUAUUGGGCGAUUAUACUAGAAAUGUCCCAGAUGCUCGUGAUGCUGAAGUGUUGUUGGUGUUGGCUAGUCGACACAUGGAUGACGCCAUCUUGUUGAUUCUGGAAGCUGUGUUUGAAUGCACGCUCAACAUGAUAAACAAGGACUUUGAAGAGUAUCCCGAACAUCGUGUUGGCUUCUUCACCUUGUUGGAUUCCAUCAACACGCACUGCUUUGAAGCUCUCAUCAAGCUGCCAUCAAACCAAUUCAAACUCUUCCUCGACAGUAUUGUUUGGGCCUUCAAGCAUACCAUGAGAGAUAUCUCUGAUAUGGGUCUAGGCAUUAUGCUCCAACUUAUAAACAACUUCUCACUCAAGGCUGAUCCGGUUAUAGCCGAUGCCUUCUUCCAAACAUUUUAUCUCAGUAUCUUGCAAGAUGUAUUCUUUGUCUUGACCAACACAUUCCACAAGUCUGGCUUCAAAUUACAAACAUCCAUCUUGAUGCAAAUGUUUGCAUUGGUUGAUGCUGGUUCCAUCCGAGCGCCCUUAUUUGACCGCAACCAAUUCCCAGACCCAAAUAUGGAUAAUCGAACAUUCUUGAGAGAGUUUGUUGCCAAUUUGUUACAACGCGCAUUCUCUCAUCUUCAACCACUUCAACUCAAAGCAUUUGUGAAUGGAUUGUUUACAUUUGACAAAGACUUUAUUGCCUUCAAGAGUCAUGUACGAGACUUUUUGAUUCAACUCAAGGAGUUUGCAGGAACAGACAGCGAUCAUCUCUUCCUGGACGAACGUGAAGCAGAAGUAGAAGCCAAGAAGGAAGCAGAAAGGAAUAGGAAUCUCAAGAUUCCUGGCAUGUUGAAACCAAGUCAACUUGCCGAUGAUGGAAUGAUGGACUAG